ACUGUCCCAUCAACGUCCGGUGGCAAAUUGACGGGUGUCGGCUGAUUUGGAGCUUCUUCUUCGCCGUUUACAGCGUUUCUUGGGCGUCGCAAGGUCCCCCACACGGCUCGGCCGCACAGCAACAUGGAUCCACCGUCCCCACUGCCUGCAGUCGAGGCUCCUUUUUCACUUGCGCCGUCUAUCUUUCUUCCUUUCACAGGAUUCUCUCCCGGCGAUGCACCUGUUCUCGAUCGGACGCAGAAGCUGCAAAAGAUCCUUCAACAUCUCCCCGAGGAGCAGGCAAUGGUCCGUGGCAACAUGAUGUUUAUGGUAAAGCAACGAGUGGAAGCUUCGAAGGCAAAUGCAAGGAAGGAGCUAGAUGAGUUGGAGGGCGACUACGAGGAUGAUUCUGGAGAUCCCAAAGAGAGGCAACGAGCCAGAUCCGAGGUUGAUGCUAUGUUUCAGAGGACGAAGAUACCUGCAAAGAAAGACGCGAAAAGUGAAGACUUCGAAGUCAAGCCCGGAGAUUUCAAGCCCCAUCACAGCAACGGAAUCGCCACUCCCGCACCAGCCGACGGAGAUGCUCUCAUGGGUGGUACUGAAGCGGACCCAAAGCCCAGAACAGCGAGGAUGGUGUGGGAGGGUCUCAGCAGAGAUUUACAGGAAGUUGUUGACAGAGCUGCCUCAGAGAUGGAAGCCUACGACAGACAUGCACAAGAGACGAUCAAUCCCUACAGGCAAGCUUUAGAGAGAAGAACUGGCAGACACAUACCAACAUCUGUUGCUACUGGCGUUAGUGGUGGGAUAUUGAGAAACAGGAACGAAGGAAGUCCGAUAGAUAUGAAUGCUAUCAGGAGAAUGUCAACGGGUAUGCCGAUUGUUGGACUACCAGCUGCCGCGCCGAACAGAUCACAUGAGAAAAUGGACGAAAUUGCUCGGAGAGGGAGCACAGGCAAGUGAGGGCGAGGAUAGGAAGCUCCACAAUAUUGCCUCAGAGGCCUGGUUUCAGUGAGUGUAAGGGCCGACAGGAUGCUGACAGGAUCCAGUCUACUUUAUGUAGCCGGUUGGACUAGACGAUGCGACGCGUCUCACCUGAAAAUUGGUGACCUAUGUACCAAACGUUGGCUUGGCCAAAUAUGGCUAAAGACUACCGUCGAUGAGGCCUGGUACUAGAGCACCGAGGGUCUCACCAGUGACGAACGGUAGACUUAGACCCAAAAUGAAAGUCCUACCCGAGUUCGCGUUCUGUUGUACUUUUUGAUAUCAACUCUCUAGACUGUCGUUGCUUCUC
Molecule: messenger RNA, 1270 nt
Organism: Hyaloscypha bicolor E
Lineage: Eukaryota; Fungi; Ascomycota; Leotiomycetes; Helotiales; Hyaloscyphaceae
Exons: 2
Coding region: 124-939 (271 amino acids)
Source: RefSeq, a predicted model, not a curated record